AUGUCGCCUAACGACUUCUGCGAUUCGCCCUACGUCUGUCUCAUCGCCGUUUCGUGCUUACCUUUAGCACCUUCACGUUCUGGACCAUUGGGCAGUAUAGUACUACUUCCCGAAGUGUACAAGAACUUCUACCGCCUAUCACUCUUUGAUGGAACUACCAGGUUGUAUAUCAAUUAUCAAGGCCCCUAUUCUCAACGUGUGUGGAUUACCAGGAAUUUUAAGGGUUUGCAAGACAGGAUCAAGUUAGUUCCAAUUGAUCUUCAGAACAGGCCUGAUUGGUACAAGGAAAAAGUUUACCCCACAUAUAAGGUGUCAUCCCUGGAGGACAAUAACAAAGCGACGGGAGAGAGUUUGGAUUUGGUUAAAUAUGUUGAUAGUAACGUUGAAGGACCAUCACUCUUGCCGGAUGACCCCGAAAAGCAAAAAUUUGCUGAAGAAUUAAUAGCUUAUAGUGAUAUUAUAUUUGUCCCAAUAGUAUACAGAUCGUUCGCAAAUGAUGCACAGACACUGGCUGCGGGUGCACAAUUUGAUUACCUAGAAAAAGCUCUCCACAAAUUUGACGAUGGGCCUUUCUUCCUCUGUCAAUUCAUUGACAUAACAUAUGCUACAUUUAUUGAAAGGUUCCAUAUUUUUAUGCCAGAGGGAUUUAACUAUGAUAUCACAACCGGGAGGCCUAAACUAGCCAAAUGGAUUUUGGAAAUGAAUAAGCUUGACGGAUACAAGCAAACAAAAGUCUUGGAAUAG
Messenger RNA from Solanum verrucosum, 744 nucleotides. RefSeq names its product glutathione S-transferase L1-like. The transcript has 9 exons. The record is from RefSeq and is a predicted model, not a curated record. The coding region runs from base 1 to 744 and encodes 247 amino acids. Gene Ontology annotation, molecular function: glutathione transferase activity. Lineage: Eukaryota; Viridiplantae; Streptophyta; Magnoliopsida; Solanales; Solanaceae.